UGUUGGCUGCGGGAAGUAAAGAUACUCAGAUAGGCGCUAUCGGAGGGCUCUAUGUAAGUUCUCCAGUGGGGACAGCAGGCGUGUGAUGGGAGAUGGGAACACAGGGACGAGAAACGGCUCUGUACGAAAUGUCAGCGGUUCGUGCACGUCCACUACCCCACUUUCUUUUCCCAUAACGAAAUUGCAUUCCCAUUACUUGGUUUUAACUUCGGAAAUGUCACAACCAGUUUUGGGAGGUCGUUCAUCAGCGAAGUGCCCAGCUCACGGCUUUCCAAAGGAGCGGUGCGGAGCAAAUUGUCUCCUGGGACUGGAGGAGGCUUGCCCAGACAGCCCCCGGCAGGGGAUGUGGUGGGAUAUGCUAAUAAAGACCGGCCGCUGCGGACCAGCCUCCCUUUACAUGUAUAUAUAAGGGCCCCCCGCAUUAGCCAAAAGACACUUCAUCUCAGGUCGUUAAUUACUGAGGAAAUUGCCCCAGCGCGCUGCAGAGCUACCCGCCCAGAGCUGGUGACUGCCGCUCCGCACUGACGCCUCCGCUUCAGGGAUGGAGGUGAUGGACAGCUGCCAGUUCUCCCCUUCCGAGCUCUUCUAUGACAGUUCCUGCCUCUCCUCCCCGGAGGGCGAGUUCCCCGAGGAUUUCGAGCCCAGGGACCUGCCUGCCUUCGGCUCCCACGAGCCCCCCGAGCCCGCCUGCUCCGAGGAAGAGGAGCAUGUCCGAGCUCCCACCGGCCACCACCAGGCCGGCCACUGCCUCAUGUGGGCUUGCAAAGCCUGUAAGAGGAAAUCCACCACAAUGGACCGGCGGAAGGCGGCCACCAUGAGGGAGAGGAGGAGGCUGAAGAAAGUGAACCAGGCUUUUGAGACCCUGAAGAGGUGCACCACCGCCAACCCCAACCAAAGACUCCCCAAAGUAGAAAUCCUGAGAAACGCCAUCAGAUAUAUCGAGAGCCUCCAGAAGCUCUUGAGGGAACAGGUAGAAAACUACUAUCACCUGCCGGGACAGAGCUGCUCCGAACCGACCAGCCCCACUUCCAGCUGCUCCGAUGGGAUGGCCGACUGCGGCAGCCCCGUCUGGUCAGCAAGAGGCAGCAGCUUCGACACAGUCUACUGCUCCGAAAUGGCCCACGGGUAUGCCGCCGAGCAGGGCAGCGCCCUGUCCAGCCUGGACUGCCUCUCCAGCAUCGUGGACCGCCUCUCCCCGGCGGAGGAGCAGGGGCUGCGCCUCCGCGACGCCGACUCCCUCUCGCCCAGCGCCAGCAUCGACUCGGGGCCGGGGACGCCCGAGACGCCGCCUCCCCGACGGACAUACCAGGCACUAUGAGGGGCUCGGGUUGGGCCGGCACCCCGCGCAUGCCACCGACCCCGGGGCCGCUGCUCUCCCCCCCCGGGGCCUUCUCCCCCUCGCUCAAGCGCGUCCCGCAAAUGUUUCUUGGGAGAGAGGGGCAGCCCCAGCGCUGCUCGGCCCGCUGCCUACCCCCGGGGCUGGGGGCAAAGAGCCCCUCCAGGCCCACGGCACGGCUCCCCCCGAGCAGGCAGACCCCGUGGUUCGGGCCACACGUGCUACCCUGGAAACCCCGCUGCAAAUAAAACAUGCUGUAAGAGAG
Messenger RNA from Calypte anna (Anna's hummingbird), 1601 nucleotides. It is a transcript of the gene MYF5, whose product is annotated as myogenic factor 5. NCBI's taxonomy places the organism in Eukaryota, Metazoa, Chordata, Aves, Apodiformes, Trochilidae. The transcript is spliced from 3 exons. The record is from RefSeq and is a predicted model, not a curated record. The coding region runs from base 542 to 1318 and encodes 258 amino acids. Gene Ontology annotation, molecular function: protein dimerization activity; DNA-binding transcription factor activity, RNA polymerase II-specific; RNA polymerase II cis-regulatory region sequence-specific DNA binding. Gene Ontology annotation, biological process: muscle organ development; positive regulation of myoblast differentiation; regulation of transcription by RNA polymerase II.